AUGCCCCCAGCGGGACUCGAACCCGCGACCGCUGGCACAGCAAGUAGGGCCACUAAACCGACUGAGCCAAACGUGCUGUCUAAAGAAGUGCCAUCGGCGCGCAUCCUGGGCGGGCCCGACCUGCACGUGGACAUCGGCUCCACGAUCAACCUCACCUGCCUCAUCCAGUUCAGCCCCGAGCCGCCCGCCUACAUCUUCUGGUACCACGAGGACGAGGUGAGCGGACGCAAACAGGUGAUAUCGUACGACUCGUCGCGUGGCGGCGUAUCGGUGGUGACGGAGAAGGGCUCGGCCACCACGUCCUACCUGCUGGUGCAGGACGCCACGCCCGCCGACUCCGGCCGCUACUCCUGCGCGCCCUCCAACGCAGAGCUCGCCUCCGUGCGCGUACACGUGCUAAAUGGCGAGCGGCCGGCGGCGAUGCAAACGGGGUCGGCGGGGCUGAGCGACAGCUGGCGCUGCGUGGUGGCGCUGCUAGCGGCGGGCGCGCUGCACGCGCGGCUGCUGCGCGCCCUGCUCGCCAGC
Brenthis ino (lesser marbled fritillary) is the source of this 525-nucleotide messenger RNA. The record is from the annotation of a GenBank genome assembly. Lineage: Eukaryota; Metazoa; Arthropoda; Insecta; Lepidoptera; Nymphalidae.